UGUGCGCAGUGGGCGACGGCGGCGCUCUGGCAGGCGGAGCCGCGUCCCUCUCGCUGGUGCUUCCGGCCGGGCCCUCCGCCUCCCCGCGGCGGCGCUUCCGGGCGCGCCUGCGCACUCGGCCCCGCCGCGACCUGCCCGCUGCCGGUGCGCCAGCCGUGUCCCCCCCGCGUGACCCUCCGCCCCUCGCCAUGUACGCCUGCGCAAAGUUCGUCUCCGCUCCCGCGCUGGUGAGGAGGAGCUCGCGGGUGCUGUGCCGGCCGCUCUCUGCCUCCGUGCUGAGCCGCCCCGAGGCCCAGACAGAGCAGAGCCAGCCCGCCUGCCGGGGCAUCCGGACCAGCACGGCCUGCCGGGACAUCGACACUGCCGCCAAGUUCAUCGGCGCCGGCGCUGCGACCGUGGGGGUGGCCGGCUCCGGGGCCGGCAUCGGCACCGUCUUCGGCAGCCUCAUCAUCGGCUACGCCAGGAACCCGUCCCUCAAACAGCAGCUUUUCUCCUACGCCAUCCUGGGCUUUGCCCUCUCCGAGGCCAUGGGGCUCUUCUGCCUCAUGGUGGCCUUCCUCAUCCUCUUCGCCAUGUGACGGAGCCAGCGCUCACGCUUGUCCGGGCCCAGCGCAGCCGUGAACGUCAGGCGUGGGGCCGGGGAGAGCCCCGCUCCCAGCCCUGCUGUCGGGAAGGGAAUAAAUACGGUUCGAGAACGGG
This is a messenger RNA of Dromaius novaehollandiae (emu), 699 nucleotides long. RefSeq names its product ATP synthase membrane subunit c locus 2 (gene ATP5MC2). Gene Ontology annotation, molecular function: proton transmembrane transporter activity. Gene Ontology annotation, biological process: proton transmembrane transport; proton motive force-driven ATP synthesis. The record is from RefSeq and is a predicted model, not a curated record. NCBI's taxonomy places the organism in Eukaryota, Metazoa, Chordata, Aves, Casuariiformes, Dromaiidae. Bases 189 to 578 code for a protein of 129 amino acids. The transcript is spliced from 5 exons.